AUGGAAAGACAACACUAUUUCCCAAAUCCAUUUUAGUAAAGCAACGAUUAAGCCUCUUUUUUGAAUAAUCUCCUCUAUUGCAUGGGUUAAAUACCAAACCAACAAUUUUACAACUCCAAAGUAGGAGUUUAAGAGAAUAAGUAUUCUAAAAGCGAUGAAAAUACGAGCUAAACUGAUACUCAGAGCUGUAGCUCACACAAUUAGGAAUCUAAUUCAAGUCAUACUUAUAAAAGGAAAUGCCUAUUUGGUCUCAAGUGUCGUAAUCUUCCCUUUGGAACAUGCCAAUUUUACCAUCCAACUAGUUCCUAGUAAGAUUAAAGAUCUAAAACCGAAAAUGAAAAGUGCGACUACGGGAUUGCUUGUAAUGAUAAGGAAUGUAAGUUAACAAAAGAGCAUCCAGACUCAUAAAAAGGCUAUGACUCUUGUUCAGACAUUGAAUGUGAGCUAGAGUUAGUCAAUGUUCCUUGCAUUUUUGAUUAAAAGUGCCUCAGAGAUGACUGCGUAUUCGUACACUCAACAAAAUCUAAGAGAAGUCCUUAAAAGGAAAUGAUAGAGAGAAUGAAAGAUUAAGGUAUUAAACCUUCCUAGGAAAAUAUAGAUCUCUUUAAAAUAUAAGAAGAAGACAAAACAAAGGAAAAGAUAGUUUACAGAUUCACAUAGCGCAUGAAGAGUAAACUAGCCAUUCAAAAGUACCUUCAUGAGCUAAAAAGACUGUACACUAGAGAAAUUAUUUAUUUUGACUAUCAAAAGACAGACGAGAUCACAGUUGAAUACAAUAUUACAAUGAGCACCUGGAAAUAUGCUGAGAAGUAAGUCCAAGACUACUUGCUACAUAAGUUACAACUCAUUGUGAUUGAUGCAUCAUUGACUUAAGUAAGAGAUCGAUGUGAUCUUUUCAGGAAGGUGAUGAAAAAGAAAAUCGAAUAGAUAGGUAUCAUCGAUUUUUGGUUCGAUCAUCAUAUUGAUCAAUUCUCAAAAUCAAACUUAUCAAAAAAGAAUGAUCGCCAUACAAUCUCAAUCUUUGGUUUUAGAAAAGAUUCUGAAAAACUGGUGAAGCUAAGAUCAUGCUUAGAGUCCUUUUUGCUAAGUACCUUUAAAGUAGGAAACAAGUAAGACUAUGAAGAAUUGGAAAACGACUUCAUGUAUUGA
This is a messenger RNA of Stylonychia lemnae, 1149 nucleotides long. Lineage: Eukaryota; Ciliophora; Spirotrichea; Sporadotrichida; Oxytrichidae. The record is from the annotation of a GenBank genome assembly.